Molecule: messenger RNA, 930 nt
Organism: Biomphalaria glabrata
Lineage: Eukaryota; Metazoa; Mollusca; Gastropoda; Planorbidae
Exons: 1
Coding region: 1-930 (309 amino acids)
Molecular function (GO): nucleic acid binding; zinc ion binding
Source: RefSeq, a predicted model, not a curated record
AUGGAAAAUGUAGAUAACAAGAAACUACUAAUUAACUACAUUUCGCCAUCGGUGUACCAGAUGAUUAGUGACAAAGAAACAUAUGAGGAAGCGAUCCAGUCACUAAACAACAUCUAUGUGCAACCCAAUAACGAGGUCUUCGCAAGGCACAAGUUAGCCACGUGCAGACAAGAACAGGGUCAAAGCGUUGACGCCUUUCUUCAAAAACUCCGCAGUCUAUCCAAGGAUUGCAACUUCAAAGCCGUGACAGCUGAGCAACAUCGUGAUGAGUCCAUACGCGAUGCAUUCAUAACAGGUAUUGCCUCCAACAGCAUUAGAAAACGCCUCCUUGAGAAAACAGAUUUAAAGUUAAAGGAUGCAUUUGAGGAAGCCAGAGUACUUGAACACGCCUAUCAACAUUCGCUAUUGUACGAGUCACAGUCAGAAACCACUAGUGGGGCUACUACAAAUGCUGUAAGAGAACACCCUGCUGAUCCUGUCGCUCCCCAGUUGCCUGAUCUACGAGCCUCGAUUAAUUCGACUCAAACAAGACAAGAGGUAAGCGCUAUAUCUAUCAAGUGUUACUUCUGUGGCAGAGGAAGACAUCCUCGUAAUGAGUGCCCCGCACGUGAAGCCACAUGUAAUCAGUGUGGCAAGAAGGGACAUUUUCAGAGAUCUUGCAAGUCAAGAAAAUCUACAGCAUUUGCCCUCGCUACGUUGCACUCAUUAGGACUAGGCAAAUCAACCUCCUUGAUUCUUCUCAAUGGGGUGCCACUUAAAGCCUUGAUAGACACUGGAAGCUGUGAGAGUUACGUGGCAGCUCGAGUUGCCAGGAAUCACAAAUGGCCGAUAAAAACCUCCGUGGACAGAAUAUUUAUGGCUUCUACUCACCUGUCUCGAGUUACUGAAGGCCAUAUCUUUGCUACCAUUCAACUCAAAGAUGAAACAUAA